AUGGAAAAAAUAGAAGAUCCUUUUUUUGAAGCAAAAGAGCAAAUAACAUUUCAGUUUUCAGAAGCACGUUAUUUGUAUGAUUUAUACGUUAAAACGGCGAGAGAAGGGAAUAUUGGGACAUCGAGUACAUUAUUGGAUAUUUCGAAUGAAUUAUGGAAGAUCAUUAAUGAAAUUGAUGAUUGUUUAAUAGAUCUGGAGGAGGUUGUGUUUGCAGUUGAAAGACAGCCUGAAAAAUAUAAGAUUUCGGAUGAGGAGGCAUCUGAGCGACGUUUAUUUGUCAAUCGAGCUAGAAAUGAUUUGGAACAGAUGCAAAAGGAUAUGAGUGAGCCAGUAGAAGAUGUUUGUUGUAGAAGAGAAGAAAAACUUUUAAAACAAACAGUACAUGAUGAAGAAUCAUUAGAUAAUUCUUUAGCUAUGAGUCCUAAGUUGGCAUUAAAAUAUCAAAAGUUGCUUGAAGAUGAACAAGAUACUCAAUUAGAUUAUGUAUUUGGAACCGUACAGAAUUUAAGAGAACAAGCAUCAAUUAUGGGUAGAGAAUUGGAGGAACAAUUUGAAUUGAUCGAAGAAGUUGAUACGCGAAUAGAAAGAACAGGUGAAAAAUUAAAACGAGGAUUUAGAAAUAUGAAAUGGGUAAUUAAGAAAAAUGAAGGUAAAUUUCUUUCAAAAGUAUUAGAAAAUAAUCUUUCUAAGACAAAAUAUCUUCCUAUUUUAUAG
Pneumocystis carinii B80 is the source of this 714-nucleotide messenger RNA. RefSeq lists its product as hypothetical. The transcript has 4 exons. The record is from RefSeq and is a predicted model, not a curated record. NCBI's taxonomy places the organism in Eukaryota, Fungi, Ascomycota, Pneumocystomycetes, Pneumocystales, Pneumocystaceae. Gene Ontology annotation, cellular component: membrane. Gene Ontology annotation, biological process: Golgi vesicle transport. The coding region runs from base 1 to 714 and encodes 237 amino acids.